AUGAAUAAACUUUCCACUACACUUAAAGGUUAUUAUAAACAUAAAUCAAAGAAAAGUUCAUCAAAUGGUGAAAAAUUUAUAAACAAAUUCAAGUCAGGAAUAUGCUCGGUAUGCGGCGAGAAAUUCACGGAAAAGAAUUGGUGUUUAGAGUGUCAAAGAAGCAAAUUUAAAAAGAACUUUGAUAAUUGGUCAAGCAAGAACCAACAUAUUGAUAAUUUUAUACAAUCCAGUCAAUUGAAUUGUAUCAAUUCGGCAAAUUAUUUGGUUUGGAUUCCAUUCGAUGAUUUUAUACAAACAAAGUAUUUGGCUAACGGUGGAUUUUCGGCUGUUUAUUAUGCUGUUUGGGAUGAUUAUGAAAAUGGUUGUGUCCGUGAUGUUGUAUUGAAACGUCCCCAUAACGAUCAAAUUUCUAAUCCUGAAUUUUUAAAAGAGCAGGUCUCUGUAUAUUUGUAUGCUUCAUCGAAAGGUAGUUCAAUAAUCAAAUGUCUGGGUUUUACUUUACAUCCAACAGAAGGCUAUAUGCUGGUGUUUGAGUAUGCAGAAGAAGGUGAUCUGAGAGGAUAUUUGAAUGCAAAUUAUUCCAAUUUGACGUGGAUUGACAAAAUCUCAAUCUUAAAAGAUGUAGCAAAAGCAAUGCUAUUGUUGCACAACAAAGAUUAUACACAUACACUACCGACCAAACCGUCUCCAUGUAAAAAGAAAUUGGUUGAAACAAGAGCCUUGGAUUACAUAGACCUGAUGAAAAAAUGUUGGGAGUUGGAACCAACUAAUAGACCAUCAUUCCAGGUGAUCGUUACUAAAAUAGGCGAAUGGAUGUCUUCUCCUUCUAAGCAUUUCUCCACAAAGAAAUCUAAAUCACUUGAAUCGACUGAUAAAGCUAUCAAAAGAGAAUCAAGAUCAAUCAUAAGACUUCCUUUUUCUCUUCUAUUCAAAGAUUUAAUAGUUUAUCAAGUAAAUCCUUAUCUAAAUACGUUCAACAAUUAG
This is a messenger RNA of Entrophospora candida, 984 nucleotides long. The record is from the annotation of a GenBank genome assembly. NCBI's taxonomy places the organism in Eukaryota, Fungi, Glomeromycota, Glomeromycetes, Entrophosporales, Entrophosporaceae.